UCUCAGUGAUCGGAACAACAAACCGAACGGAGCAAGCGGGGUAAGAGUGUGUCCAAAACCGCCCCUGACCGCCACUUUCAAACUACAUCCAUGAAAUAGCCGCGAAUGCGCACUUUAAAGCCACCGGAGUCCAUCUAGCUCUUCAAGAAGUCCUAAUAAUACGGAGUCGACCCCAACGGCUGGGUUUAUGAGACAGAAAUACCCACUCUUGUGUUAUGUGAAUGAAGACAAAGACAUUGAUCAGUUGAAGUUGACCAGAAGAUGUUAAAGAAAUGAUAGCUGCACCAGAAUUACAAGCAGAAUUUCAUUACCCUCAGGACACCGACACCCGCUUCUCAUCAGACACUGAUUUUGAUGAUCCUGAUGGGAGGAAUAUCUUUUCUGGGAAAGGGAAGGCAAAAAAAUGCAAGAAGGGCCCUGGAGAGAGGGGGAAAGGAUUGGGUAAAGGAGCUGGGUGCAUGAAUGGUCACCACCAGGAGAACGGCAUGGAAAAUAUAAUGCUUUUUGAAGUGGUCAGGUUGGGGAAGAGUGCCAUGCAGUCGGUCGUUGAUGACUGGAUCGAGUCCUAUAAACAUGACAGAGAUGUUGCACUCCUCGACUUGAUAAAUUUCUUCAUUCAGUGUUCUGGAUGCAAAGGUGUUGUCACUGGUGAGAUGUUCCGGAACAUGCAAAACUCUGAAAUAAUCAGGAAGAUGACAGAAGAGUUUGAUGAGGACAGCGGCGAUUACCCACUCACCAUGGCCGGGCCGCAGUGGAAAAAGUUCAAGUCCAGUUUCUGUGAGUUUAUCGGUGUGUUGGUGCGGCAGUGUCAGUACAGCAUCAUCUAUGAUGAGUACAUGAUGGACACUGUCAUCUCACUUCUCACCGGCCUCUCUGAUUCUCAAGUCCGAGCCUUCAGACACACUAGCACACUGGCAGCCAUGAAGCUAAUGACAGCCCUCGUGAAUGUAGCAUUGAACCUCAGCAUUAACAUGGACAACACCCAACGGCAAUAUGAAGCAGAAAGGAACAAGAUGCUCGGCAAAAGGGCCAAUGACAGACUAGAGCUUCUGCUUCAAAAACGCAAGGAGUUGCAAGAAAAUCAGGAUGAAAUUGAAAACAUGAUGAAUGCCAUUUUCAAGGGUGUCUUUGUUCACCGAUAUCGUGAUGCAAUAGCAGAGAUCCGGGCAAUCUGCAUCGAGGAGAUUGGUGUGUGGAUGAAAAUGUAUAGUGACGCAUUUCUUAACGACAGCUAUCUUAAGUAUGUGGGUUGGACCAUGCAUGACAAGCAAGGUGAGGUGCGUCUGAAGUGCCUCACAGCUCUGCAGGGUCUGUACUAUAACCGCGAGCUCAAUGCCAAGCUGGAGCUCUUCACCAGCCGCUUCAAGGACCGAAUCGUAUCUAUGACGCUGGACAAGGAGUAUGAUGUUGCAGUGCAAGCAAUAAAACUACUCACACUGGUGUUACAUAGCAGUGAUGAAGUUCUGACUGCAGAAGACUGCGAGAGUGUGUACCACCUGGUGUACUCUGCCCACCGACCCGUCGCUGUGGCAGCAGGAGAGUUCCUCUUUAAGAAACUGUUCAGUCAUCGAGACCCUGAGGAUGACAGCAUGCCCAAGAGACGAGGCAGACAGAGUGUCAAUGCCAACCUCAUCAAAACCACGGUCUUUUUUUUCCUGGAGAGUGAGCUUCACGAGCAUGCCGCCUACCUUGUGGACAGCAUGUGGGACUGUGCAGCAGAGAUACUGAAGGACUGGGAGUGUAUGAUAAGCCUACUGUUGGAUGAACCACUGCCUGGAGAAGAAGCUCUAACGGACAGGCAGGAGACGGCUCUGAUUGAGAUCAUGCUGUGCACCAUCCGUCAGGCUGCAGAGUGCCAUCCUCCUGUGGGCAGAGGCACAGGCAAAAGGGUUCUGACGGCAAAGGAGAAGAAGACUCAGCUUGAUGAUCGAACGAGGAUGACGGAGCUCUUCGCUAUAGCACUGCCACCUUUACUUGCAAAGUACUCUGUUGAUGCAGAGAAAGUGACUAACCUGUUGCAGCUGCCCCAGUUCUUUGAUCUGGAGAUCUAUACCACAGGACGUUUGGAAAAGCACCUGGAUUCAUUGUUAAGACAAAUCAGAGAUAUUGUGGAGAAGCUCACGGACACAGAUGUGCUAGAGGCUUGCUCCAAAACCUACCACUCCCUGUGCAAUGAGGAGUUCACCAUCUUUAACCGGGUGGAUAUCGCCCGCAGCCAGCUCUUGGAUGAGUUAGUGGACAAGUUCAACAAGCUUCUAGAGGACUUCCUGCAGGAGGGUGAAGACCCAGAUGAAGAUGAUGCUUAUCAAGUUCUGUCCACACUGAAGAGGAUCACUGCUUUCCACAAUGCUCAUGACCUCUCCAGAUGGGACCUCUUCACCAGCAACUACAAGUUACUGAACACUGGCAUUGAAAAUGGCAACAUGCCUGAGCAGAUUGUCAUUCAUGCUCUGCAGUGCACACAUUAUGUCAUUCUUUGGCACUUAGCCAAGGUCUCAGAGGGCAUGUUUAAAAAGGAGGACAUGGUGACUCUGAGGAAGCAAAUGAGGGCAUUUUGUCUGAUGUGCCAGCGUUACCUAACCAGCGUCAACACCGCUGUCAAAGAGCAGGCCUUCACCAUCCUCUGUGACCUGCUGUUGAUCUUCAGCCAUCAGAUUAUCGCAGGGGGGGAAGCUCUGGAGCCCCUAGUAUACAAUUCUGAGGAAUCCCUGCAGUCUGACCUUCUUAAUUUUAUCCUGGACCAUGUCUUCAUUGACCAGGAUGAAGAUAGCAGCAGCACAGAUGGGCAGCAGGAUGAUGAAGCAGGAAAAAUUGAAGCUUUGCACAAGAGGCGAAACCUGCUGGCAGCAUAUUGCAAACUCAUUAUCUACAAUGUAGUUGAGAUGAACACUGGUGCAGAUAUAUUUAAGCAAUAUAUGAGGUAUUACAAUGACUAUGGUGACAUCAUCAAGGAAACUAUGAGCAAGACGAGACAGAUCGACAAAAUCCAGUGUGCAAAGACACUCAUUUUGAGCUUACAACAGCUAUUCAAUGAGAUGCUGUCAGAUCUGGGUCCCAGCUUUGACCGCUCAUCCUCGGCCUUCUGUGGCAUUAAAGAGCUCGCUCGCCGUUUCUCUCUGACCUUUGGCCUGGAUCAGCUCAAGACCAGAGAAGCUAUCGCCAUGUUACACAAGGAUGGUAUUGAGUUUUCCUUCAAAGAACCGAAUCCACAGGGUGAGGGACAUCCGCCCCUGAACCUGGCAUUUCUGGACAUCCUCAGCGAGUUCUCAUCCAAACUCAUGCGUCAAGACAAGCGUACUGUGCACAUGUAUUUGGAGCGCUUCAUGACGUUUCAGAUGGCCCUGCAGAGAGAGGACUGCUGGCUGCCGCUCAUCUCAUAUAGGAACUCACUGCAGGCAGGGGGUGACGAUGACACCAUGUCUGUGGUCAGUGGCAUAAGCAGCCGGGGCUCCUCCAUCAGGAGCAAGAAGGCAAAGCCUGCUACUGGCAAGAGGAAAUUACCUGAGGAGGAGAGCAGUAGCAGCAGUGAGGUAUGGAUGAGCCGUGAGCAGAGUAUGCAGACGCCCGUUAUGAUGCCUUCACCCCACCUUACCUCCACCGUCAUGAGAGAGCCCAAACGCUUGCGUCCUGAGGAUAGCUAUAUGGGGGUGUACACAAUGACCCCUGAGCAGCAACAACAGCACACACACCCUCAGACUCCGCAGCCACAACACCACCACACACCAAUGGACUACAACACGCAAGUCACCUGGAUGCUAGCACAGAGACAGCAGCAAGAGGAGGUGGCCAGACAGCAGCAGGAGAGAGCUAUGAACUAUGCCAAAUUAAGGAGCAAUCUUCAGCAUGCCAUCCGUCAAGGAACAGGUCUAAUGGAGGAUGAUGAGGAACCUAUUGUGGAAGAUGUGAUGAUGUCAUCAGAAGGCCGGAUUGAGGAUCUCAAUGAAGGCAUGGACUUUGACACCAUGGAUAUUGAUCUGCCCCCAUCGAAGAAUCGACGAGAGCGAUCAGAACUGAAGCCUGACUUUUUUGACCCUUCCUCCAUCAUGGAUGAGUCUGUAAGAAGCACUCAUUUCCUGGGUUAUGAUGCUUUUCAGCGGUAAUGUGGACUUGUUCACUCCACCUCUGAGGACAUGAAAGAGAUCAUCAAUAGAUGGGACUAGGAGGAGUGAUUUCUGUUUAGUUGAAUUGCCCUUAUUGCAAAAAGAGAAAGAAAGAGGGAGAGCAUCUCACUAUAAUAAAUACUAAUCAGACCGAUCUGGACUAAUGAUUAAAUGAAACGUUUGUUUGGUAACACUAAACAUUGAACUGAUUUUUGAAAUUUAAACAUUUUGUCUUGUAGGUCCUGGGAGUGCCCAUGUUUUAAGAUUAUAAUUGGAGGAGUGUGAAAUGAAGAAACAUUUUGCGUGAAUUCAGAUUGAUUCUCUAAAGAGAAUUAAAUUUAAUGCAGUGAUUGGCAUCCAAAUCGGCUCGUACCAUUGACACUUAAUAAACUGAAAGAUAAAUAAAACGUUAUUAUAAAUCUUUGCAAUCAUUGUGUGGGCUUUCCCUCAUCAUGCAAAACAGUGAAGGUAAAUACUGAACGCGGUGAAAUCUCGGACUGUCCUUAGCCAUACACAAGUAUAAUAUAUAUAUAUAUAUAUAUAUAUAUAUAUAUAUAUAUAUAUAUAUAUAUAUAUAUAUAUAUAUAUAUAUAUAUAUAUAUAUAAUCACAGUUGAACGUCAUCAUGUUUGAAGAAACAUAUGUAAGAUCUCUUAGAAUUGUGGUAUUUCUUGAAACGGGGUGAAUGCGUUUUUUCUUUUUUUUUUAACUUAAAGAAAACUUUAUGUAUAGCCCUUUUGUAAUAGUGAGUAAUCUGGUGUAAAGUAGUAAUUUAUAAGCAGGUUUUUGCUCAUCAUAUUGAGUAUUGAUAUAUUUUAUUCUUAUCUAAUAUGUGAAAUGGAGGAAACCCUCCAGGUCUUUAUAUCUCUUACCGUAAAGAUCAUGACACAAUACGAAGCUUAAAUCGAAACACCCUGAGACAGAUUUAUUACUGCCUUUGGUGCAUGAGUAAAGUUUGGAGCAAUUUCAGUAACAUGUUCAGCGAUUGGUAUAUACUCAGUGGACUUGUUACAUUUUUGGCGCCAAUAAAACUGUUUUUAUGUGCCAACUGCCCUAGUAAAUCAGGCGUUUAGACUCCCAGUCACCCUGUGGAGAUGCACAGAAAGGAGUAUAAUUCUUCUUCCGCAGAGUCACAAGGCUUAUCCAAAGAUUAGAUGUGCUCGCUUGUCCCUCUAAAAUCUAAGAUCAAGCAAAGAAGAGGAAAACUCUCCAGUAUGCCAUUGUGUUGUCUCUAUUUAAAACUAAACUUAGUGUAGUUUGUCUGGUGGAGAUUUUCUUCUCCCUGAUUAGAGCUUUGUAGGCAUCUACAUUUAAAUAAAGUUUUAUAUACAUAUAUAAAUUGGUGCUGAUUUUAUAACUGUGCUUUUAUUUUUGUUUUUCUUUAUUUUUAAAACCCAAAUUAGAGUUCAGAGGGUUUGGAAAUGUAUAAAAACAUGUCUAAACAUGAAUGUGUGUAGCCAUGCAGCUAGUAAAGUUUUGAGAUAAGUCAUAUAUAUAUAUAUAUAUAUA
Molecule: messenger RNA, 5608 nt
Organism: Myxocyprinus asiaticus (Chinese sucker)
Lineage: Eukaryota; Metazoa; Chordata; Actinopteri; Cypriniformes; Catostomidae
Product: cohesin subunit SA-2-like
Biological process (GO): sister chromatid cohesion
Cellular component (GO): chromatin; cohesin complex; nucleus
Molecular function (GO): chromatin binding
Source: RefSeq, a predicted model, not a curated record